Messenger RNA from Corythoichthys intestinalis (scribbled pipefish), 2010 nucleotides. RefSeq names its product ATPase H+ transporting accessory protein 2 (gene atp6ap2). Gene Ontology annotation, molecular function: signaling receptor activity. The transcript has 9 exons. The record is from RefSeq and is a predicted model, not a curated record. NCBI's taxonomy places the organism in Eukaryota, Metazoa, Chordata, Actinopteri, Syngnathiformes, Syngnathidae. Bases 66 to 1157 code for a protein of 363 amino acids. Gene Ontology annotation, biological process: positive regulation of Wnt signaling pathway. Gene Ontology annotation, cellular component: external side of plasma membrane; membrane.
CACCACGUGAUCUAGCGUGACAGCGUUGUUCACGUGAUCUCAUCCGAAGGCAACGAGAAGCCAAAAUGUCGUCGCCGACUCCUUGGCUAAGGACGGAGGCUAUGUCCUCAGUCGUGUUUGCCCUUCUGUUUCUUAGCGCAACCGGUGUCCGUGCGGACAGUUUGACAGUUCUGCAGGCUCCAGACUUUGUGUCCUUCCAGAAAGGAGACUGGCCCAUCUCUGGCGAGAAGAUCCCUGACUUGGUGGCCCUCACCAUGGGCUUCUCUGUUCAAGAGGAUCUAUUUUGGCCUGGCCUGCAAGCGGGUCCGCUGUUCCAGCGUCCCCGCGCCAACGUUUUGGUGGUGGUCCAAGGAGUUGAUACCCUUACUUUGCCUCAGAGUGUGGCCACCUACCCCUUGGAGAAUCCGGUGCCAUUCACUUUAGAUGGCGUCGCGGAGACGGUGCACUCCCUGUUUGCCGAGGACACACCUGUUGUGUUGCAGCUCGCGCCGAGUGAAGAGAGGCUUUACAUGCUGGGCAAGGCCAACGCUGUGUUCGAGGACCUGCCGGUUACCUUACAGCAGAUCCGAGGCCGCCUGUCCCAAGAUGGCUCCGUGCUGACGACUCUGCCUCUCAACUCCCUCAGCAGGAACGCAGAGGCUGAUUUGCUGUUCCUGUCCGAGAUCCAAGUCCUGCAUGAUAUCACAGCUCUUCUGCAGCGGCACAGGCACCUGGCCAAGGACCACUCGCCAGACCUUUAUUCUUUAGAGUUGUCAGGCCUGGAGGAAGUGAGUCGCAUCUACGGACAGGACUCUCCUCAAUAUCGUGACGCCAUUGCCAUUCUCUCCUCGGUUCUUCAGAAGUUUGGACAGGAUGUGUACGGUCUCUAUGGUAACAGUGCUGUCGUGGAGGUCGUGACGGUGAAGAACUUUGAAGCACCUCUCACCAGGAAAUCCCGCUCCAUUCUGGAAUCCAGACAGAUUAGCAACCCGGGCAGCCCGUACAACUUGGCCUACAAGUACAACUUCCAUUACGCCGUGGUCUUCAACAUUGUGCUGUGGCUGAUGAUCGUGCUGGCGCUUGCCGUCAUCGCCGUCAGUUACAACCUGUGGAAUAUGGACCCAGGCUACGACAGCAUCAUCUACAGGAUGACCAACCAGAAAAUCAGGAUGGACUAAAAAAAAACGGACCCUCAAGCACUCCAUCAUCCCCUUAGAUCUCGAUAGUAAUUGUUAAGUACUUUGUGUUUGUGCGGCAAUUUACAACAUUGCUGUGAUGAACGUGAAUAUCAACAUUACAACACAUCAUUCCUUCUAAGUGAAGCCUCUUAGUGUUUUUGUAAUGCAUGUUCAUGUUUAAAAGUGUGUGAAUUUGUCAUGUUUUAAGUUAAAUGUAUAUGUAUAUAUUGAAAAUACAAAUGGAAACUGCUGUAGUCAUUGUGAAAAGAUUGUCAAUAGAUGUUUAUUGCUUGAAAUGAUGCGACCAUUAAUUGUAAGCAUUAAAUAAGUAUGUGCGCUUUAAAAUAGCAAAAUUAAUAAAUUAUUGUGGGUGUUACAAUUCUUGCAUAUAUAUCUUGUAUUGCUGAACUAGUGUUUUUAAUGAUCAGUAUGUGUGGAUGCCAGUUUAUUUUACUUUGGUUAAAUGGCUACCGUGUUCAUAGUUGACGACUGCGUAAAAAUUCUACGUUAUGAAUACAGAGAAAUGAGAACAAAAUAAUAUGGCGGUAACUGAAUUUCUUAAAAUGUUUACCGAAUUAAAAAGUUUUUUUUUUAAAAACAAACUUUAUUUACACAAAAAACACAUAAUGGGUGAACAAUUCACAGACAACAGAUUUACAACAACAAAAUAAAUAAAAUGGUCGGGUUCAUUUUUAAUACAAGCCGUACUGUUUGCAAAGUCUUUUGGUCCUUAUAGCUUUGGGAUUCAAAGAGUAACUCAAGUCGUCCAAAUAUAAAGAACACAUUUUCCCAAAGACAUGAAAAUUUGGUCUUUUUUUAAACAUAUUUUACACAGUGAAUGUGAAAUUUUGCC